UGAGAAAAUUAAAACAGUUUUGGUCGAUUUCAUAAACAGUUACAUGUAGUUUUUGAAUACGAAUUUGGAGAUCUAACAGAAAUAGGAAAGAAACUAACUGCUCCCAACUUGUACUUAAGUGUGUAACGGACUACAGAUGUAACAGAAAUAGGAAAGAAACUAACUGCUCCCAACUUGUACUUAACUUAAGUGUGUAACGGACUACAGAUGUAACACAAACAGGAAAGAAACUAAGUGCUCCCAACUUGUACUUAAGUGUGUAACGGACUACAGAUGUAACACAAACAGGAAAGAAACUAAGUGCUCCCAACUUGUACUUAAGUGUGUAACGGACUACAGAUGUAACACAAACAGGAAAGAAACUAAGAGCUCGUUGCUUUACUAUCCUUCUUUUUAAGAGCUCCUGAUGAGGAGAUAAUUGAAAAAAUGUGGAUACAAGACUUUCCAGGAUCGAAGAUAAAUUUAGAACAGAAAUUUAAAUCGUUUACAAAAACAGUCUACUUAAAUGUGUUUAUCAUGGUCUUACUUUCAUCCAGAAAUGUGCUUUCUGUAACUCUAAAGUUUCAAAUGAGGGAUUACAACUCUUCAACUUUAAACUUCGACAAAGGAAAAAUAACCACAGAUAUUCCCCAACAAAUAUAUAGCACCAUGUUACAGAAAAACAAAGAUGGCGUUGUUUUAAUAGAGACGAGAAAGACAGAAGGCCUAGUUGGCAAGAAAAGUGAAACAGUUUGUCAGGAUGAUGAAAUUUUAGUGAAUUCUUUAGGUUGUUUUAAAAAAGAUGAACCUAGUUUCAACGCCACCAGAGUUCCCAUAGUCGUAGGAGUGGUAACGAGCAUUGUUGUUGCGGUUCUUAUUAUUGUUUCGAUCUUAAUGUUAUCGAGGAAGUAAGUAUCAUAAUUACUGUUGCUUGAACACGUACGGUAUAAGAACGAUUAGAGAGAAACAAAAUGCAUUUUAUAUGUCAUAAACGACUGUUCAGACACAGCCGAAAAAGAAAAAGGUAUGAAGCCGAGCUAGUGUCUUUAUGCUUUUAGUGACAAAUCGGCACGCAAGCACAUGCGCGAAGUUUUUGAAACGGAUCGAACUUUCUUUUUUCAGAAAA
This is a messenger RNA of Limulus polyphemus (Atlantic horseshoe crab), 1105 nucleotides long. RefSeq lists its product as uncharacterized. Bases 427 to 891 code for a protein of 154 amino acids. NCBI's taxonomy places the organism in Eukaryota, Metazoa, Arthropoda, Merostomata, Xiphosura, Limulidae. The record is from RefSeq and is a predicted model, not a curated record. The transcript has 3 exons.